This is a messenger RNA of Neoarius graeffei (lesser salmon catfish), 9276 nucleotides long. It is a transcript of the gene cacna1ba, whose product is annotated as calcium channel, voltage-dependent, N type, alpha 1B subunit, a. The record is from RefSeq and is a predicted model, not a curated record. Gene Ontology annotation, cellular component: neuronal cell body; membrane; voltage-gated calcium channel complex. Gene Ontology annotation, molecular function: high voltage-gated calcium channel activity. The transcript has 48 exons. Bases 570 to 7376 code for a protein of 2268 amino acids. Lineage: Eukaryota; Metazoa; Chordata; Actinopteri; Siluriformes; Ariidae. Gene Ontology annotation, biological process: chemical synaptic transmission; calcium ion import across plasma membrane.
AGUGUCCGCUCUGUGUUCUUCAGAUCUGGUUUGCAGCAGCACUGGAGCAUCAAUCCAGCCAAGAUACUGGGAGAAACCUAGAAGUCGGAACAAGAAGAAGAACCUCUCCAAGCAUCUCCAAACGGACGGGAUCUUUUUAAUAUAUAUAUAUAUAGAGAGAUAAAUAAUAAAAAUACUCAGAGGUGUAGACUCAGAGGACUUGCCUGCACCAUAACAGGAGACGUGUGUGGUGUGCUUGCUGUUUUAUUCUGCAGUUUGACACCUUGUGCAACAUGCAAAGAUCAACUUGAGGCGCAUCCGGACAUGCAUUCUUCUUGUUUUUUGUUUCGUUUUGUGCAUUCAUGGAUGUAAGAGAAGAGAUGCGCACAGCAGAUUUUUGGGGCGGAAUAACAGCCUGAUCUCAGGGCCUUUUCUUCCCUCCUGUCUCCUGACUGAUGCUUGGAUGCUGUAGCCGGACCCUCAUCUUCAUCCUGAUGCGACCUCGUGGCUGGGACUACACCGUGCGUUGUGAUGCUCCUUCUGCAUGCCCAGUCUGAUACCGAGUCUCACCACACCUGUGCGUUUCCAGAAUGCCCCGUUUCGAAGAUGACCUGCCGGUCCGGUAUGGAGGCGGCUCUCCGUCGGGUGCGGGCCGAGGCCCGAGCCGGCAGCAGGGCCCCCCGGGCACUCACAGGAUCUAUAAACAGACCAUGGCUCAGCGAGCCCGCACCAUGGCCAUCUACAACCCCAUCCCUGUCAAGCAGAACUGUCUCACCGUCAACCGCUCUCUCUUCAUCUUCAGCGAGGAUAACGUGAUCCGUAAAUACGCCAAGAGAGUCACUGAGUGGCCUCCAUUUGAGUACAUGAUCCUUGCCACCAUCAUCGCCAACUGCAUUGUCUUGGCCUUGGAGCAGCAUUUACCUGCGGACGAUAAAACUCCGAUGUCCGAACGACUGGAUGACACAGAGCCCUACUUUAUUGGCAUAUUUUGCUUUGAGGCUGGGAUUAAGAUUAUUGCACUUGGCUUUGCGUUUCAUAAAGGCUCCUAUCUCCGUAACGGCUGGAAUGUAAUGGAUUUCGUCGUUGUGCUGACGGGGAUUCUGACUACCGUUGGGACAGACUUCGACUUGCGGACGCUCAGGGCAGUGCGAGUCCUACGGCCACUUAAGCUGGUGUCUGGAAUUCCCAGUCUUCAGGUGGUCCUGAAGUCCAUCAUGAAAGCCAUGGUGCCUCUGCUGCAGAUUGGCCUGCUGCUUUUCUUUGCCAUCCUCAUGUUUGCCAUCAUUGGCCUGGACUUCUACAUGGGCAAGUUCCACCGUGCCUGCUUCAGCGACGAAACUAAUGAGCAGAUGGGCGAGUUUCCAUGUGGCCUGCAUGCUCCAGCUAACACCUGUGGAAAUGGCACCACCUGUAGAGAGUACUGGUCUGGCCCAAACUUUGGCAUCACCAACUUUGACAACAUUCUCUUUGCUGUACUCACCGUCUUCCAGUGCAUCACCAUGGAGGGCUGGGUGGAAAUCCUCUACAAUGCCAACGAUGCCUCAGGGAACACCUGGAACUGGCUGUACUUCAUCCCCCUCAUCAUCAUCGGCUCCUUCUUCAUGCUCAACCUCGUUCUUGGAGUGCUGUCAGGGGAGUUUGCUAAGGAGCGGGAGCGUGUGGAAAAGAGGCAGGAGUUCCUAAAGCUGCGCAGACAGCAGCAGAUUGAGCGAGAGCUCACUGGCUACCUGGAGUGGAUCUGCAAAGCAGAGGAAGUCAUGCUUGCUGAGGAGGACAAGAAUGCAGAGGAGAAGUCUCCACUGGAUGGUGCUUGGUACAAGAGGAAAUGCAACAACCCAGUUCUGAAAAGAUCCAAGAAGAGCAAAAAUGACAUCAUCAGUGGAGAAGAAGGAGAGGAUCAUUUCACGGAUAUCUCGUCAGUCGCACCCCAGGGCUCCCCAUUUGCUCGCACCAGUGUGAAGAGUAGCAAGAACGAGAGCUCCUCAUAUUUACGCAGGAAAGAAAAGCGAGUGCGCUUCUUCAUCCGGCGCAUGGUGAAGUCUCAGGGCUUCUACUGGACUGUGUUGUGUCUGGUAGGACUGAACACGCUGUGUGUGGCGAUAGUGCACUACGACCAGCCCGACUGGCUCACCUAUGCUCUCUAUCUGGCAGAGUUUGUAUUCUUGGGCCUGUUCUUGAUUGAGAUGAGUCUGAAGAUGUACGGCCUCGGCCCCCGGAGCUACUUUCACUCUUCCUUCAACUGUUUCGACUUUGGCGUGAUUGUAGGGAGUAUUUUUGAGGUGAUAUGGGCGGCAGUUAAACCCGGGGCAUCUUUCGGCAUCAGCGUGUUACGAGCUCUGCGGCUGCUGAGGAUCUUCAAGGUUACAAAGUAUUGGAACUCUUUGAGGAACCUGGUGGUGUCUCUGUUGAACUCUAUGAAGUCUAUCAUCAGCCUAUUGUUCCUCCUGUUUCUCUUCAUUGUGGUAUUCGCUCUGCUUGGGAUGCAGCUUUUUGGGGGACAGUUCAAUUUUGAAGACGAGACUCCAACAACAAACUUUGACACCUUUCCAGCAGCAAUCCUGACAGUGUUCCAGAUUCUGACAGGAGAGGACUGGAAUGCAGUGAUGUAUCAUGGGAUCGAAUCUCAGGGAGGAGUGGGCAGUGGCAUGUUCUCCUCCGUCUACUUCAUCGUCCUCACGCUAUUCGGAAACUACACUCUUCUUAACGUCUUCCUGGCUAUUGCUGUCGACAACCUUGCCAACGCACAGGAGCUCACUAAGGAUGAGGAGGAACAGGAGGAGGCCAUCAGUAAGAAGCUGGCCCUCCAGAAGGCUAAAGAGGUGAAGGAAGUCAGCCCCAUGUCAGCUGCUAGCAUCUCUCUGGCAGCGAAUUAUGUCUGCUCCCCUGCCCAUCACUACUUGAGCCAAGAGCAGCGACGCUCACUGAAGAUGAUGUCCGUAUGGGAGCAACGCACCACACAGAUCCGGAAGCACAUGCGAGCCAGCAGUGAGGCCCUGUACCAUGAGGAACUCAACCCUCGCCUGACCUCUACCCAGCACCUACGGCCCGACAUCACCACCCACUUGGACCGGCCACUGGUGGUGGAGCCAAGAUGUGACUGGGACAAGCCCAGGGACUUGAGAGUUGACCCAGGCACACCUGAGGACCCCAACCCACAGGUACCUUCGGAGCCCCUUACCAUAGAGCCUCCUCAGUCCCAACCCCCACGUAAACACCAUCAUCGGAGACGUGAGCGAACUUCCAAUGAAGCCCAAGAAAACGGUGAAACUGGAGCCUCACGUCACCACGUGCACCACAGCCGCAGCAAGGAGACUGAGGGCACACGGACCAAAGAUGGCAAGAGUGAGCGCAGUCACAGCCGUGAUGCUAGGGGAGACCACAGACACCACCGUUCACAUAGGGCAGGACGUGAGGGCAAUGGUGUUGUUGGCACCAAGGGUGAGAGACGCUCACACCAUAGAGAAGGCUCACGCUCGGUCAGGGGGGAUGGAGAAAGGAGCUCACGAGGGGAGGAAGGGGGCAAUGGGGGCAGGAGGAGGCACAGGCAACGGGCUGGCAAGGUGCAGUCUACACUAGAGGGCAGUGAGCAGAGAGAGAAUGGAGAGCAAGAAGAGGUCAAGCCUUCAGAACACAGGCAAACUGAAAUGGGAAAUAUACCGCCUGCAACUUCAAAGCAGCUUGUGGUGGGGGAUCGGUGGGGACUGGAGAAACCAGAAGACUCUGAUAACCAGCGAAAUGUCAGCCGUUCAGGAGGCCUGGGGGUCCAUAUCCCUGUCACUAUCACCUCUCCACCGGGAGAGACCACUCUCAUCGCCAUGAACAGUAUAGACAGCGAAACAGUGCCCAUGACUGAGAAGAACCUGGAGGAAGUGAACCAGAGCGGUCCACGCCCUAUCCUUCCUUACAGUUCCAUGUUUAUCUUUGGCCCAACUAACCCGGUGAGGCGUUUGUGCCACUACAUAGUCAGUCUGCGUUACUUUGAGAUGUGUAUCCUGAUGGUUAUAGCCAUGAGCAGCAUUGCACUGGCUGCUGAAGACCCAGUUAAUGCCAACGCACUGCGGAACUCCGUGCUGAAGUAUUUGGACUACGUCUUCACCGGUGUGUUCACAUUUGAGAUGGUAAUUAAGAUGGUGGAUUUGGGCUUGCUGUUGCAUCCAGGCUCGUACUUCAGAGACUUGUGGAAUAUUCUGGACUUCAUUGUGGUCAGUGGAGCCCUGGUGGCAUUCGCAUUCACAGGGACCAAAGGCAAAGACAUCAGCACCAUCAAGUCUCUCAGGGUGUUACGAGUCCUGCGGCCUCUGAAGACCAUCAAGCGCUUGCCAAAACUGAAGGCCGUGUUCGACUGUGUGGUGAACUCCCUGAAGAACGUGCUGAAUAUCCUCAUCGUCUACAUCCUCUUCAUGUUCAUCUUCGCCGUCAUUGCCGUGCAGCUUUUCAAGGGCAAGUUCUUCUACUGCACAGAUGAGUCCAAAGGCCUGGAGAGGGACUGCAGAGGGCAGUUUCUGGACUACGAUAAACAGGAGGUCUCAGCCCAGUCCAGAGAGUGGAAGAAAUAUGACUUUCACUAUGAUAACGUGCUCUGGGCCUUUCUCACACUCUUCACUGUAUCCACAGGAGAGGGAUGGCCUACGGUUCUGAAGCACUCUGUGGACGCCACCUUUGAGGACCAGGGUCCCAGUCCUGGCUACCGUAUCGAGAUGUCCAUCUUCUACGUGGUCUACUUUGUUGUCUUCCCUUUCUUUUUUGUCAACAUCUUUGUGGCCUUGAUUAUUAUCACGUUCCAGGAGCAGGGAGAUAAAGCCUUGUCCGAGUGUAGUUUGGAAAAAAAUGAGAGAGCCUGUAUCGACUUUGCCAUCAACGCCAAACCGCUGACACGCUACAUGCCCCAGAACCAGCAGUCUUUUCAGUACCGGAUGUGGAAGUUUGUCGUUUCUCCACCUUUCGAGUACUCAAUCAUGAUCAUGAUCGCCCUCAACACCGUGGUCCUCAUGAUGAAGUACUACGAUGCUCCAGGUGCCUAUGAAGCAAUGCUGAAGUAUCUCAACAUCGUCUUUACAGCCCUUUUUUCACUGGAGUGUGUUCUGAAGAUCAUUGCUUUCGGGCCUUUGAACUACCUGAAGGAUGCGUGGAAUGUGUUCGAUUUCGUGACAGUGCUGGGGAGCAUUACAGAUAUCCUGGUCACUGAGAUUAAUGAUCGUCUGCUAAACCUGAGCUUCCUGAGGCUCUUCCGAGCUGCCCGUCUCAUCAAGCUCCUCCGGCAGGGUUACACCAUCCGCAUCCUGCUUUGGACGUUUGUGCAGUCCUUCAAGGCUCUGCCUUAUGUCUGCCUUCUGAUCGCUAUGCUGUUCUUCAUUUAUGCCAUUAUAGGAAUGCAGGUCUUUGGAAACAUCAAGCUGAACGACGACACGGCCAUCAACCACCACAACAACUUCCGCACGUUCCUGCAGGCUCUCAUGCUGCUCUUCAGGAGUGCUACAGGAGAGGCCUGGCACGAGAUCAUGCUGUCGUGUCUGAGUCACCGUCCAUGCGAUGAGAAGUCCGGAAUGGUGGAAGACGAGUGCGGCAGCGACUUUGCCUACUUUUAUUUUGUCUCCUUCAUCUUCCUUUGCUCUUUUCUGAUGCUGAAUCUGUUUGUGGCUGUGAUCAUGGAUAAUUUUGAGUACCUGACCCGGGACUCCUCCAUCCUGGGUCCCCAUCACCUGGACGAGUUCAUCCGCGUGUGGGCUGAGUACGACCCGGCUGCAUGUGGCCGUAUCAAGUACCGCGAUAUGUAUGAGAUGCUGCUCCACAUGUGCCCACCUUUAGGUUUGGGAAAGAAAUGUCCGCCACGAAUCGCCUACAAGCGUCUGGUGAAGAUGAACAUGCCCAUCGCCGAUGACAACACGGUCCACUUUACCUCCACGCUCAUGGCUCUAAUCCGCACUGCACUGGAGAUUAAACUGGCCUCAGGAAUCGUGGCCCAGCGUCUGUGUGAUGCAGAGCUAAAGAAGGAGCUGGCGACUGUCUGGCCAAACUUGUCUCAGAAGACCAUGGAUCUACUGGUGACACCACACAAACCUAACGAGCUGACAGUUGGGAAAGUGUACGCUGCUCUCAUGAUCUUUGACUACUACAAACAGAACAGAGCCAAGAAAAUGCAGAUGCAGCAGGCCAAAGAUCAGCCAGGACCACAGAACGAUGUACGUGAUCUCCUGGAGCCCAUUCUGAACCCUGUGCAAGAGAAGAGCAGGAGUCCAUCAGAUAUCCAGCCUCCCAGACCCAGCUCUGACACACUGAACAACGGACACACACCCCAUGACAACACCAUUAAAGACUCCUCGUCUUGGGCUUCAGAGAAAAACAAAGAGGUCCAGAGGCCAAAGAAACGACCCAUUCUGAGAGGCCAGUCAGAAGACAUCUCAAACACAAACACUGCCCAGGUGCCAGUAGAGAUGAGGAAAAUGGAGAACAGUGCCAAUACAGUAGCUCCUGCUGGUUUAGAAGGUCAAGGACGAGCAGUGUCCAUGCCCAAACUCAGCGCAGAGAUGCAGAGAAGUCAUUCGCGACACUCUCCAGGAACUUUACUUGCACCAAUUCCUGACUCCCCCCUGAGGCGCUCGGUGUCCACGUUUGCCCCACAGCGUCCUCCGGAGGUUAUCGCAAAUGACUAUGUUCUGGAGAAGCCUGCACAAGAGCGAACGCAUCACCAUCAUCAUCAUCACCGCUGCCAUCACCGGAGAGACAGAGAGAAGAAGCAGAGGUCACUGGAUAGGUCACCCGGCGGACAACCUAAUAGCACGGGUGGUACAGCAGCUGACUCUGCGGGAGACUCUUCGUUUCGGGAGAGAGGGCACGACCGAGGCCGUUCCCACGAAAGGAAACACCAUUCGUCAAUGGCAGAGAAGCAGCGCUAUUACUCAUGCGAUCGCUACGGCAGCCGCGAGCACUUUCCCGCUAAGCCUGCGCCAGCCAGCUGUGCCACCUCACCCGGAGAGGCUCAGGAGACCGCCUUCACCAAGCAGGGCAGUGGUUGGGCUAAAGGGAGCUCGGUGUUGUUGAGUUCGGGCUCGAGCACGCCCAGCCGCGGGCGCAGGCAGCUGCCCCAGACGCCCCUGACCCCUCGCCCAGCGGUGACCUACAGGACUGCCAACUCCUCCCCCAUGUCCUCUGCGGGCACCCGGACCACCCUCCCUCCCCCGAGUCCCGUAAUGCGCAUCAGCUCCGAGCCGUAUCUCCGGCCCCAGACAACGCUGCUGAGCCCACAGCAGAUCGUGACCCUUCCACCGCUGUCCCAGCAUUCCCUACUUGGAAUGCCCAAUGGGUACCACUACAUCAUGGGCGUGACUGCAGGGCCUGGCGGCAGCAGCGACAACAUCCAGCGCUACUACCUUGAAGCUGAGGAGGAAGAAUGGUGCUAGUACGGCUUUAACAGAAACACAUACACACACACACACACACACACACACACACACACACACACACAGAGAUCUGCUGACAAUUCCGUGUGUUUUUGUUUUUCUUGGAACAUUUUGAUGAGUUUUAUCAUCUCUUGUUUCAUGGAACAUGUGUAUGUGGACAUACAGUACAUUCAUUUUUGCAGAGAGGGAAAAGGUACAUGAAAAGAGAGCCCCAGACUGCUGCUUGAUGUGUUUUAAUGUUAUCUAACUGGGCUUGAAUUCUGCCUUUAUGAUAAAGACAUGAUAGAUCUGGAUGCGUAUAUAAGUUUCUGCUCUUAAUUCCCUGCCUUUGUGAGAGAGGUCACAGUCUGAAUGAUGGACAACAACAUAAAAAAAAGUCUGGGAAAACAGCGACCUGUGGAGGUCAACUGCUUAGAAUACAAAGUCACUGUCUUCUGGGUAACUGUCCAGUGAGCCACGUCUCCCAUGCUGAAAUGCUGAAAUGUUGCUAAGAACAUUACGUUUUGUGUGUUUUCCGUCUUUGGAAAGCUGAACCAUUCCUGUGCGCUAUGUAUGUGCACACACACACACAUACAAACAUACAUAUGCUAUAUAUAUACUGUGUGUGUGUGUGUAUAUAUAUAUAUAUAUAUAUAUAGUAUGUACAGUACUGUGCAAAAGUCUUUGGCACCCUAUUUUUUUUUUAUCCAAACUUUGUGAUAAAUCUCUAUUUUAUGACUUCCACAUUAUCGAGUUACAAAUAUUCAUUUUCCAGCACAACAUUAAAUGUGGCAGGAAAAAAAAGUUUGUAUCUGAACAGCAUAUUAGACAAGAGACCAUUUUUCAGAUUAACAAAGAAAACGUAACUGGAUAGAGACUGUGACUAAAGUCACAGUGAUUUGCGCUAGUUCUUACAAACCGGGACGUCUGGUCACCGUACCCUAUAGAUCCGGAACAGGAAGAGAUAGAGAAUGAUGCUUAGUGAGGAAAAAAGCCCGUUUUUCACGGAUCAUUCCAGUUCAGUGAUCCAGAUCAGCACCAAAAGUCAUAGCAACUUAAUUCACGCAUCCAUUAUCUAUAACCACUUAUCCUGUGCAGGGUCACAGGCAAGCUGAAGCCUAUCCCAGCUGACUAUGGGCGAGAGGCAGGGUACACCCUGGACCAGAUCAGCACAAGGCUGACACGUAGAGACAAACAAUCAUUCACAUCUACAGUCAAUUUAGAGCCACCAAUUAGCCUAACCUGCUUGUCUUUGGACUGAGGGGGGAAACCGGAGCACCCGGAGGAAACCCACACAGACACCGGAAGCACAUGCACACCCCACACAGAAAGGCCCCCGUCAGCCGCUGGGCUUGAACCCAGAACCUUCUAGCUGUGAGGCAACAGUGCUAACCACUACACCACCAACUUAAUUCAGCCCAGAGGUAUUCUUCAUGUGAAAUUUGGUGAUGAUUGGUUGAAAACUGAGGGAGAAAUAGUGUCCUCAAACAUUAGGAUAAUAAUAAUAAUAAUAAUAAAAUAGAAAGAUCCUGCGUGAGAGUAACAAUUUGCGCUAUCACUGCUAGCGCAAAUUAAUGAAGGCUGCUGGGUUUUGGUGCGAAAUGAAGAAGCGAGUGUGACAGUCAAAGUGUCCAGAAGAACUGUGGCUGGUUCUGGAAGAUGCUCAGUAAAACCUACAGCUCAUUUCCGCAUAAAACUGCACUCACUGUACCUCAGACUACUAUUUUUUUUUAAAUAAAGUGUCGUCUCACACUAAAUAUUGACUUCGUUUUAUUUCUCAUGGCUUACUGAUUACUGUUUAUAGUAUCUUUUUGAUGUUGAAACAUUUCAUUUCAUUAUUUUUUUAAGCCAUUUUUGGUCUCCAGCAUUUCUUUACAUGUGCCUCAGACUUGCGCAGUACUGCGUGUGUGUUUGCGCGUGU